Misgurnus anguillicaudatus (oriental weatherfish) is the source of this 7898-nucleotide messenger RNA. It is a transcript of the gene pcnx1, whose product is annotated as pecanex 1. Lineage: Eukaryota; Metazoa; Chordata; Actinopteri; Cypriniformes; Cobitidae. The record is from RefSeq and is a predicted model, not a curated record. Gene Ontology annotation, cellular component: membrane.
CGACGGGACGGGAAGCGCAGUGCUGGAGGACCGCAGAGAAGAAGAUGGCUGCGACGGGGCUCGAAAGGCCAGCGCCGUGCGUACUACUCCGAGACGGCUAGACAGGGGACAGGGGGGUAAAAAUGGGGUCGCAGACCCUACAGAUCCUGCGGCAGGGCGUGUGGGCGUCGGUGACGGGCGGAUGGUACUACGACCCGCACCAGAACACAUUCGUGAACGCGCUUCACCUUUACCUGUGGCUGCUGCUGCUCUGCCUCCCGUUCACGCUCUACAUGGCAUUGCCCCCCACCAUGGUGAUAGUGGGUAUUUACUGCGGCGUCAUAGCCGGUAUGUUUGGGCUGCUGAAGGCAGUGAAUUAUCGUCUGCACACUGCGCUGGAUGAAGGGGAGGUGGUGGAGCUGCGUGCCAAAGGGAGUGAAGGGGGUCAGGGCGCAGAGCGUCAACGUGAGGGUACCAACAUCCGGCAGGAAGACUCAAAUGGGCCUGGGGAUCCGGGAGGUGGAAUAGAGAUGUCUGAUUUUCCACGAGAGGAGACGCCACCGGUCGACUGCAGUUCACGAAACUCUUACGUAGGGAUGGACUCUAGCCAUCAGAUAACGUCCCACGGUGGCGCAGUCACAGUGAAACAUUUAAUGUCAGACCCAAAGAUGUUCUGCCUCGUGUCCAAUGACUCUUUCGCCUCCAUGCAGCCGUCAACCUCACUGGCUCAAGACCUGUAUGGCUCCACCCCCCACCCUUUUAGCCAAUCACUAUCCUCUUGUGAUACAGAAAUUACUGCCCAUCUUUCCACCCACUCGCAAUCUUUCCGGAAAGAGUCGUCUCGUCCUCGUGGAUUGCCUCGCACAUCGAGCUCUGCUGGAUCUGCUUUUCCAGAUCCUUCUCUGCCUGAGUUCAGCCUGUAUCCUCCACCACGUAGGGGAGGACUGGAUCCUGUACGCGAGAUGGAGUCCUCCAAAUCACAGAGGGCGACGGAGAGCUCCGAGCAGGCAGACUCUGGAACUCCCAGCACAUCAGUAACGGAAUGCCACAGGCCUUCUCAAAAAAAGCGCUGUGGGAUAUCACGGUCCAUUUCCCGGGAGACUGGGGACGAGGAGUGUCCCGGGGAAGGGGGAUCUGGGCUGUACCAGUCAGAGGGUGUUCAGGGGCGUCGGGUGAGAGCAGGAGGGUGUAGUGCGGAAAGUUUACGGAGUUUAAGCACACGCAGUAGCGGCUCCACGGAAAGCUAUUGUAGUGGAACCGACAGGGAUACUAACAGUACCUUGAGUAGUCUACACAGUGAGCAAACCAGCUCUACGCAUGUAGAGAGCCUCCUGUCACUGUCUGGUGACGAGAAGGUGACUUCAGGACACAGUGAUCCAAGAAACUCUAAUGUGGCCUCGGGGGAGGCUAAUAAAAACCCCCAUGCCAAUGAACUUGCCACUAAACUGCCCUCCAUUGAUGCCCCCAACUCCUCAAUCACAGAGGGCCAAAAGGGAGAGGGGACUCUGGAGGCGGGGUCAAGGACUAGCGCUGACGUCUCUUGUGGCAUCGCUCACCAGCACAAGGAGGCUGAGCCAGACAAAGCACGACGCAAAACCGGCAGUCUUGUUCACCGGGCCGCCUCCUCGUCUACCGCCAGCCGUAAUGGCCGUCGACGUAACGGUAAGCAGCGUGCAAGCAGUUUUGACGCCAGCAGGCACCGGGAAUAUGGUUGUGGGCGCGGCAUGGCAAAGCCUCGCUCUGCUGUGUUCGUGAAAGGAGAAGAAGACUCCAGCGAUCAAAGCGAACUUAGUUGUGCCUCCAGCCUGCACUCCACCCACCAGCUCAGCACAGACUCUUCAUCCAGCACACCCCACUCUUGCCCUUCCCCUGAGGAUCGUCGUGGCCCCCUUCGGGCCAAAAUGCACAGUGUGCAAAACUCAAGUCAGAAAGAUAAAGACAAAGUGCGAGAUAAAGAAAAGGGAAAACGCAAAGCUUUACGUCGCACUCCUAGUACAGGCAGCGCUAAAACACACGCUCGAGUGUUGAGUCUGGACAGCAGCACUACUGCUUGCCUUAAUGACUCCCAUCAUUUGGGGGCGCCAGCAAGUUCCAGACCUCUUACCACUUCCAAGUCAGACCUGGAGGCAAAAGAGGGGGAGGUGCUGGAUGCAGCGUCGCUGCUGGGAAGGGCCUCUCAUCUUGAGUCAGUGACCCGAUCCAGGAACAGCCUGCCUUGUCCCAUUUCCCUCAGUCACACACAAGACCCAGCGACGGGAUCACGUGCCCCAGGAAGCGAUGACGCAGUCACGUUUCGCCGCGAGCGUAGUACGUUCCGUCGACAAGCGGUACGAAGACGGCACAACGCAGGAAGUAACUCCACGCCCCCCGCCUCCCUUAUCGGAUCGCCGCUCAGUCUGCAGGAGGCUCUGAGUCAGGUAUCUCAAGCCUCAGGGUCACAGGUCAGAGGUCAGCCGUCCCGCACGCCCUCUCAGGUGACUGUAUUGAGCACUAGCGCCUCCCUGCUGGUCAGGAACGGAAGUGCGCAGCUGGAGGGCUGCCCAGAUAAGGCCUCCACUGUGGGUGUGGCCAGCCUGCAGGAUGAAUUUGGGAAGCUGUCCCCUCCUCUUUAUGAGGUUGGAGGAUGCGAUGUGUCCCUGGUGAACUACGAACCCGCAACCAGACGAGCCUCCAACAACCUCUGGGAAACAGACUCUCACCUCUCCAGUUCUACCUCAGUUCGUUUUUACCCUCAUGAUCUGAUGCGUCUAAAUCGGCUGCUGUCCAUGGACCCAGAGCUGUUGGAACAGCACGAUGUCGACGGCAGUCCUGACCUGCAGGUGGUGCCACACCUGACGCAGGACUCCUCGCACAAUCACACACAUUCGCACACACACGCACACAAAACCAAGCAGUACUACAGAUUCUGGCUGCUGCCGUACCUGUGGGUCGGGCUGCACUUUGAUAGACUCACACUACUGGCCCUUUUUGACAGGAACCGGGAGGUACUAGAGAACAUGCUUUCCGUGGUUCUGGCGGUUCUUGUGGCCUUUCUGGGGUCAGUGCUGCUAGUUCAUGGGUUCUUCACUGACAUUUGGGUCUUUCAGUUUUGCCUUGUUAUUGCCAGCUGCCAGUACUCCUUACUGAAGAGCGUCCAACCUGAUUCUUCCUCCCCCCGACAUGGUCAUAACCGUAUCAUCGCUUAUAGCAGGCCUGUGUACUUCUGUCUCUGCUGUGGGUUAAUUUGGCUGUUGCAUUAUGGGAGUGUAAACAGCACCACUAGUUCAGUAACUCUGUAUGGAGUCGCUCUCACCAGCUCCGUCCUGCUGUCCCAAGCGCGAGAUCUCCUCAUCGUUUUUACUCUGUGCUUUCCCAUCAUCUUCUUUAUUGGGCUGCUUCCUCAGAUCAACACAUUUGUCAUGUACCUACUUGAGCAACUUGACAUACAUGUCUUUGGGGGAAACGCAUGCACCAGUCUGCUCUCAGCGCUCUAUAGCGUGCUGCGCAGCAUAGUCACUGUAGCGAUGCUCUACGGGUUUUGCUACGGAGCCCUGAAGGACUCAUGGGAUCCCCAGCACAUUCCUGUACUUUUCUCAGUGUUUUGUGGGCUGUUGGUUGCCAUUUCGUACCAUCUCAGUCGCCAAAGCAGUGACCCCUCCGUGCUUAUUUCUUUAGUGCAGUCAAAGGUCUUCCAUAACGUAAAAGAGAAAAAUCCAGAAGAUCCCCUGGCUGAAGUGCAGGAUCCUUUACCUGAGAAACUCCGUAACUCUGUGAACGAGAGAUUGCAGUCAGAUGUGAUUGUGUGUGUCGUCAUCGCCGUGCUGUAUUUCGCCAUUCACGUGAGCACCGUCUUCAUCGCCUUACAGCCGUUUUUGAGCUAUGUUCUGUAUGGUCUAGUCGGGGCAAUAGGGCUGUUAACUCAUUACCUGUUACCCCAGAUGAGAAAGCAGUUACCCUGGUACUGCUUUUCACAUCCGCUGCUCAAAACAAGGGAGUACUAUCAGUUUGAAAUCCGAGGUGCUGCCCAUGUCAUGUGGUUUGAGCGUGCUCACGUGUGGCUGCUGUUUGUGGAAAAGAACAUCCUGUAUCCACUUGUUGUGCUGAAUGAGCUGAGCGGCAGCGCACAGGAGCUCGCCAGUCCCAGAAAACUCAACACAGAGUUUGGAGCUCUAAUGAUAACUAUUGCUGGGCUGAAACUGCUUCGUUCUUCCUUCAGUAGUCCAACAUAUCAGUACGUCACCAUCCUCUUCACUGUCCUGUUUUUCACCUUUGAUUACCAGCAGUUCUCCGAGACGUUACUGCUUGACCUCUUCUUCAUGUCCAUCGUCUUCAGCAAGUUAUGGGAGCUCUUUUAUAAGCUGAAGUUUGUUUAUACCUACAUUGCGCCGUGGCAGAUCACCUGGGGCUCCGCCUUCCACGCCUUCGCUCAACCUUUUGCGGUGCCACAUUCGGCCAUGUUGUUCGUCCAGGCCAUAGUUUCUGCUGUGUUUUCCACUCCCUUGAACCCUUUCCUUGGUAGUGCCAUUUUUAUCAGCUCCUAUGUAAGGCCUGUGCGCUUCUGGGAGAGAGAAUACAAUACUAAGCGAGUGGAUCAUUCCAACACCAGACUUGCCUCUCAGCUUGACAGAAACCCAGGUUCAGAUGAUAACAAUUUGAACUCAAUCUUUUACGAGCACCUGACACGUUCCCUGCAGCAUUCUCUGUGUGGAGACCUUCAGCUGGGCCGCUGGGGAAACUACGGCACUGGUGACUGCUUCAUCCUGGCCUCGGAUUACCUCAAUGCUCUCGUUCACCUUGUCGAGAUCGGCAACGGACUCAUAACCUUCCAGCUCCGAGGACUUGAGUUCAGGGGGACGUACUGUCAGCAGAGAGAGGUCGAGGCGAUAACAGAAGGAGUUGAAGAGGACGAAGGCUGUUGUUGUUGUGAACCUGGUCAUCUGCCGCACUUGCUGUCCUUUAACGCUGCGUUCGGCCAGCGCUGGUUGGCCUGGGAGGUUCUGGUGACUAAAUACGCUCUAGAGGGCUACAGCAUUACCGAUAACAGUGCCGCGUCUAUGCUGCAGGUGUUUGAUCUGCGACGAAUCCUCACUACGUACUACGUCAAGAGCAUUAUUUACUAUGUCAUCGCGUCUCCUAAACUGGAGGAGUGGCUGGCGAAUGAAGUCCUGCUGGAUGGUCUGAAGAGCUGUGGGGAGCGCAACUACGUUGAUCUAGAUCCAACCUUUAAUCCGAACAUCGAUGAGGACUACGACCACAGACUGGCCGGAAUCUCCAGAGACAGUUUCUGCUCCGUCUACCUCAUCUGGAUCCAGUACUGCAACUCACGAAGAGAAAAGCCGCUGGACAGUGAAAAAGACUCUCAGUUGGUUCUGCUUUGUUAUGGGCUGUGUGUUUUGGGAAGGAGAGCUCUAGGAACUGCAUCUCACCACAUGUCCAGUAAUCUGGAGUCAUUCUUGUAUGGGCUGCAUGCCUUGUUUAAGGGAGAUUUCCGGAUCUCAUCUGUGCGGGAUGAAUGGAUCUUUACCGACAUGGAACUGCUGAGGAAAGUGGUCGUGCCUGGAAUACGCAUGUCACUCAAACUGCACCAGGAUCACUUCACAUCCCCUGAUGAAUAUGAGGAGUCGUCUGUACUGUUCGAGGCGAUCUCGUCUCAUGAGCAGAUGCUUGUUAUUGCUCACGAGGGUGACCCGGCUUGGCGCAGUGCUGUGCUGUCCAACUCUCCCUCUUUGCUUGCCCUCAGACACGUGCUGGAUGAAGGGACCAAUGAAUACAAGAUCAUAAUGCUUAACAGACGUCACCUCAGCUUUAGGGUCAUAAAGGUGAAUAAGGAGUGUGUGCGUGGCCUGUGGGCGGGGCAACAGCAGGAAUUGGUGUUUUUGCGGAACAGAAACCCGGAGCGUGGAAGCAUCCAGAACGCCAAGCAAGCGUUACGCAACAUGAUUAACUCUUCAUGUGACCAGCCAAUCGGAUACCCCAUCUACGUGUCGCCCCUGACAACUUCUUACUGUAACACACACCCGCAGCUGGGACACAUACUGGGUGGACCAAUCAGCAUCGCCAACAUACGAAACUUCAUUGUUAACACUUGGCACAGACUGCGUAAAGGUUGUGGUGCAGGCUGCAACAGCGGUGGGAAUGUGGAGGAUUGUGAUGCAGGUGGUCUGUCGUGUGGCAGUGGGAAUUCUGGGAAUUCUGGGACCGGUGCAAGUGAUUCCCAGCAUAGCUCAGGACCCACAGCUCUGCAUGCUUAUGCACAUCACUCGCUAGGAAUGAGUCAGAGUUCUCAGUCUGUGCAGUCGGGUUUGGUGCGCCAGUCACCCGCUCGCGCAUCUGUAGUGAGUCAGUCGUCCUCGUAUCGCCACAGCAGCAGCCGUCAGUCUUCACUCCGUACCUCUGUGACCGGUCUGGAGCCCUGCAGACGCUCAUCCAGCAGCCAGCUGUCUCUCCGCACGCUACCCACCUCCCUCCAGCUCCGCCUGGGCACCAACGCAUCAGCCGCUUCCGACCCGCCCGGCCCCUCCAGCUCUCUCUCCGCCCAUUCCAUCCCGCCCUGUAAACGACAUGCUCACACGCUCGCAGGCCUGCUGGGAAACGAGGUUAGGGCUGGGACAGACCACCAUCCUUACCCCCACCAUCAUCUUCAUCACAUCCACCAUCAUUAUCAAAAUCCAUCACUGUCCUGUCUGAGGAGGGAUGACAUCUCUUACAGAGUUCAGUUCGUGGAUGUAAGUCAGGUGUUGGAUGUAAUGAAUCAGUCCAAGAGGAAGGAGCUGGUGUGGCCCGACGAGAGCAUGAGACAGAGAUCCGGGCGAAACUUCUGGAGAGAGUGGAGCCCUUUAGAGGGCAUGGAGGGUCAUGUGGUUCAUCGAUGGGUGCCUUGCAGCCGUGACCCGGUUAGUCGAUCUCACAUUGAUAAGACCAUCCUGCUGGUCCAGGUGGAUGAUAAACUGGUUCCUAUUGUAGAGACAGGAGUGAUUGAACUGGGGGCAGAGGUGUGAAGACACACACACACUUUUAACGUCAGGCCUCUGCACGUGCCAGAUAGUGGACGCUCCGAGCUGCUGGUUCGGGAGCAGGAAUCCAGGGAAUUGUGCAAACAAAGAAAAUACACACACCCUGCAAGAAGCACACUUGCUGGAAUCUGGACAGAAAGCUGCCUUGCUCUGUGUUUCUCGAAUAUGCUGCAUGAGAGAUCAGCUUCUGUAGACUUUUCUCUCUCUCUGCUUCUCCUUUAUGAGCAGCGGUGGUCUCAUUCUGUCUUUGAGUUUCUAUGCAUCUCAUCAGCUCUUUGUAAACACAUGCAAACACACAGGGAACACUAAGACUUGCUUGAUACACACAUACAAAGGAAACAUUUUUUUUAUUGCAGCUAUAAUUAAGUUUUUUUUUGUAUAUUCUGCCAAAUUAAAUCGGGUGCAGUGUUGCCCUGGAAAUGCAGUGAGUCGCCAAUUCAGACAGACGAUCAUGGUGGGGAUGAUGAAGAUGAUCAAAUAGAAAGCAGGUGCUUCCUAUCCAGACCUCUUCUUCUUCAUCCCCAUAUAUUUUGUUGAGGAUACAUUUCAGAGACAUGUGUUAUUAUGAGAAACUUUAACUUGCACUAUGAUUUUUUUUCUUUCGUUUUUUGAUUUGCAGAUGUGCACUACUCUCUUAAAUCACAGAAAUUAUUUAUUUCUAUACGGUUUAAAUCAUCACGAUUACCGAUGCCUUCGGAAUGAUUAACGCAAAAUCAUUGACACUUUCAUUUUCUGCCACUUUGACCGUUUUUAUUUUUCGCUUGAGGACAGAGGUGGUUUUUACCACAUGUAGUUAUGUACGAAUAUAUAUAUGUGUGUGUGUGUCUGUAAAAAGAUUUGGCUUUGAAUAUUUAUUAUUGUAUUUACAUUUUGUUAUAUUGUUUUUCAUUUACGGGACAAAUAAAGAUGCAUAAAUAUGGAAAACUA